This is a messenger RNA of Polypterus senegalus (gray bichir), 6355 nucleotides long. It is a transcript of the gene fcho2, whose product is annotated as FCH and mu domain containing endocytic adaptor 2. The coding region runs from base 379 to 3342 and encodes 987 amino acids. Gene Ontology annotation, cellular component: plasma membrane; cytoplasm; clathrin-coated pit. Gene Ontology annotation, biological process: clathrin-dependent endocytosis; clathrin coat assembly; synaptic vesicle endocytosis. NCBI's taxonomy places the organism in Eukaryota, Metazoa, Chordata, Cladistia, Polypteriformes, Polypteridae. The record is from RefSeq and is a predicted model, not a curated record. The transcript is spliced from 28 exons.
UGAACCUAAUGGAAUGAAGGGUGAGUACACACCCCGAAGCCACAGGUGGAUGCAGCUCAUCCCGGCCGAGAUGAGCCGAAACUGGCACAAGCCAGGCUUACCCACUGAGCCGAUUAUGAGGAGAGUCCACGCGUUGGGACAGCAGAGACGGGCAUCCGCUACCGAAUACCGCUGACCAAAGAGUCGGUCUGCUCUCGCGCAGGAGGUGGAGUCUCGGAGGUGGGGAGGGAAAAGACAGAGAAAGUAAGAAGGGGAAAAAAGCAGACACAACAGAAAUUGAGAGGAGGAAGAAGCGGACGGUGGGAAACAUAAUUACAACCACGCAUUCGCCAACAUAUCGCGGGAUUUACAAAGGAGGACGGAGGACACGGACUGAAAAUGAUCACGGCUUAUUUCGCAGAGAAUUUUUGGGGAGAAAAGAACAAUGGCUUUGAUGUUCUUUACCAUAAUAUGAAGUAUGGGCAAAUUUCUUCCAAGGAGUUAUCCGAUUUUAUUAGGGAAAGGGCUACCAUAGAAGAAACAUAUGCAAGGUCUAUGGCUAAACUGGCCAAAACAGCUAGCAACUAUUCUCAAUUAGGGACAUUUGCACCAGUAUGGGAGGUUUUUAAAACAUCUACAGAAAAAUUGGCAAGCUGCCAUUUAGAAUUAGUCAGGAAGCUUCAAGAAUUAAUAAAAGAUGCUCAGAAGUAUUCAGAUGAACAAAUAAAAACGCACAAAAAGACAAAGGAAGAAGUAUCAAGCACUCUGGAAUCUGUGCAGAAUAUACAGAGCAUCACUCAGGCAUUACAAAAAUCCAAGGAAAAUUAUAAUGUAAAGAGUGUAGAGCAGGAAAGACUGAAGAAAGAAGGAGCCACGCAAAAAGAAAUUGAAAAGGCAGGAAUCAAAACAAAAAAAGCCACUGAAACAUACAAGGCAUUUGUAGAAAAGUAUGCUUCAGCAAAAAUAGAUUUUGAACAGAAGAUGACAGAAACUGCACAGAAAUUCCAAGAUAUUGAAGAAGCCCAUGUUCUACAGAUGAAGGAAAUAAUACAGUGCUAUUCAGUAGCAAUAGAAGAAACACAUUUACAAAUUAGUCAAGUUCACAAUGAGUUUGUAAAUAAUAUGGAAAACACUACAGUGGAAAACUUAAUACAGAAAUUUGCUGAGACUAAAGGGACGGGCAAAGAAAGACCUGGACCCAUUGAGUUUGAAGAAUGCAACACAGCUAACGCAGUAGAAGGAGCAAAGCCACGUAAAAGAAAAACUUUUGGAAUACCAGGUCGAAGAAAAGAGAAGGAUACAGAUUCAAAUGAGUCUCCAGAGUCUGAUAAUAUAAAGACAUCAAAUGGAACACCAUCUGGGUACUAUGGGAGAAUAGAUAUACAGAAUGCCAAUAUUCCAGAGGUAGACGAGGAAGGAUAUUGCAUCCGUCCAGAACUGAAUGAAAAUGAGCAUGAAAAAGGCAACAAUUUCUAUUCAUCCAGUGAUUCUGAAGAUGAAGAUGAACCAAGAAAGUUCCAUGUGGAAAUCAAACCAGUGCAGCCCAAUAAUGGCAACCAUCAGAGUUUGUCUUCAAUAGAUGAACUAAAAGCCUCCAUAGGAGCUAUUACACUCUCUCCAUCUGUCUCAAGAAGUAGCCCUGCUCAGAUGAAAAGAAAUUUAUCUACUGAAGAAUUGAAGUCUCGACUCACUGGAUCAUAUAAUGAAACCAAGCGAGUCAACAAUGACCUCCUGUCUUUGGAUCCAUUAUUUGGUCCUCCACUUGAGUCUUCAUCCUCGUCUGCUUCUGCAUCAUCAACAGCUGACCUAGUGGCACCUAAGGAGAACUCUUCUCUCUCAAGUUCUCCCAAUCCUUCACCUUGGGGUGCAGUUGAUGAAGUAUUCUCUGGAUCUUGUCCAGGUGUAGGGCCUAGGAGCCCUUCCACAGAGCAACAUGACUGCCCUGAUCUCAACACUAUUAGUAAACCCCCUUCUGAAAGUGUGGAUUUUCUGUCUUCAGUGUGUUGGUCUCAGAGCCAAUGGAUAUCAUUUAAUGAUGAAAUGAUCUCUUGUAAACACCUGAAAACUCUGAAAGAACGCCAAAGACUUCAGUCUAAACAUAACAUAAAUGUUCCAUCUCCAACGGCCUUUUCUUCUACUAAAUUUUUUUCUGAUGACCCAAGUGACCUUAACAAUCCCACAUGCAAUUCCAAGUUGUUUGUUGAAGAAAAUGUCAGUCGUUCAUCUCAAACUUCAACACCUGCUCUUAAUCACAUACAUGAUGUAACGCAGCCAGCAAGACCCACCACUCCACUUGCCUCCGGGGGAAUUGUACCACCUCCACGACCAUCUUCAAGACCAAAGCUCUCUGCGGGAAAACUUUGUGGUAUUAAUGAAAUAGCCAGACCAUUCAGUCCACCAAAAAUUUCAAAUUCGAGUCCACCCCCAUCUGCACCUUUGGCUCGUGCAGAAAGCACAUCUUCAAUAUCUUCAGCCGCGUCUCUCAGUGCUGCAAAUACACCUACAAUUGGAAUAUCUCGUGGCCCCAGUCCUGUCAGUCUGGGUUCUCAGGACUCUCUACCAGUUGCUGCUGCCUUUACAGAAUCUGUUAAUGCCUAUUUCAAAGGAGCCGAUCCCACUAAAUGCAUUGUAAAGAUAACUGGAGACAUGACUCUAUCCUUCCCAAGUGGAGUUAUAAAAAUAUUUACAAACAAUCCAUCACCUGCAGUACUAAGUUUUAGAUUAAAAAACACCAGCAAGAUUGAGCAGAUUCUUCCAAAUCCUCAGCUUCUUUCCAGUGAUCUGUCACAAAGUGACUCAAACACCAAGGAUUUCUGGAUGAACAUGCAAGCCCUUACUGCCUACCUCAGAAAAAUGUCAGAACAAAAUCCCACUGCAUCCUAUUAUAACGUCGACAUCCUAAAAUAUCAGGUUUCUUCCAAUGGUAUCCAGUCCACUCCUCUCAAUCUGGCAACAUACUGGAAGUGUUCUCAAAGUUCUACUGAUGUAAGAGUUGAUUACAAAUACAAUCCAGAGUCAAUGGUGACUCCUGCAGUCCUAAACAAUGUCCAAGUGCUGGUACCAGUUGAUGGUGGGGUAUCAAAUAUGCAAUCUCUUCCAGCAGCAAUUUGGAACGCAGACCAGAAGAAAGCUUUAUGGAAGUUAUCAGAUAUCUCAGAGAAAUCCGAUAAUGGAGGUUCAGGAAGCCUCAGGGCAAAAUUUGACAUUACUGAGGGACCUUCUAACCCAUCAACUCUUGCAGUGCAAUUUUUAAGUGAAGGGAGUACACUGUCUGGGCUGGAUAUAGAACUUGUAGGUACUGGCUACAGACUUUCCUUAACUAAGAAACGAUUUGCAACAGGGCGGUAUAUGGCUGACUCUUGAUGUAACUGAAAGCAUGGAUUCUGAAAAGCACAAGUCACUGUAGCACCUGUAACUUUGAUUUGUUUAUGGUUAUGAUUGGGAAAAUAGUUUCUAAAAUCUGUCAAUUUUUAUGCAAUAACAUUAUUUCAAAAACAUUUGCUAAAGGAAAUUUACAUUAAUGUAAAUUCACCAUUUUCUGGAAGAAAAAAUAUUUUUACCACAUGAAAUUAGCACUGAAGUGAUUUUGAACACUUUUUAAAAUGGCUUUCAGGAGAUUUCUAAAAAUUCAAAAUUGUAUUUGUAUUUUUUUAACUUAGACUUUUAUAAAGUCAGACCUGUACUAUGUAGUCAAAUCUGUAUAGAUAUUAAUAUGUAUUGUAAUUAUAUUAUGUUCUGCUAUUAAAGAAAACUGGCACUAACCAUCUUUGCUACAAUGUAAUAAAAUAUGUAAACUUCUUAAUUUGUAUAACUUUGCAAAAGACAAUUUUACUAAAUUUAACAAGGAGAUAAUUGCAAGCGUGUUUGUAAAUAUUUGAAUAGAAUGAAAUGUUUUGUUCUUCCCAUGUCAUUGUCAUGCCAUGUCAUUCUUUAUUGUGCAAUUAUACGAGUUUGGCAAAUGCAACAUCUUUGGAAUAUGUUUGGCAUCUCUGAUACCAGUAAAAUUUCAGAUGUAAUUGUUUAAAGUGCAAUGUCUGUGACAUAAGAUGUGGCAUUUGAAAGUUCAUAUUUAGAGAAGUCUUGGUCAGUUAUUUUUUUCUUGACUAGAUUGUCAAAUUGGUGCCUCUGUGUUUUUUUUUUUAAUACAUUUUUAUGUCUCUUUAUCUGUGUCUAAAAUGUGCCUAACUUGAUUUUUUUUAGUACUUUAUAGAUUUUACAAUUUCUUUAGCUUUAAACCUUGAUUCAGUUUUGAUAAAACAUACUGUACCUGUCAUGGUGAAAAACUGGAUUUUGAAGGGAAAUAAGGAAUGCCACAUCAAGGAUUAUAUCAACUAUGUUGGUGUGCUCUUCAUUGUCAGCAUCAGGUUUUAAACAUGUAUUCUAUCCUUCAGGUUUCCACUACAAGAGACAUUUCUAUUAAUAGUUGUCUAGUAGUCAGCAGUGUGUAGUGCACCAUAUCAAGUGCCACUGAAAUGUAACUUUUAGUAAAUGAUUUGUGCAAAGACUGUUAAUUUUUUCUACUUCUGGUCAGCAUUUUGGAAGGUUACAGUAUAGUUAACGUCAGAACUGUUCUGGUUUUCUUUAUAUGCAUUCAUUGUGCACAUUUUCCUUCUUUUAUUUCAGUAGUCCUUCCUGUCACUGUAAUUAUUUUUGUUGCUGUAGGAAAUGUAUAAGUGGUGACGGUCCUACACGUUUAGAUCUGAGGGCUAUCUUGAAAUCUAAAAUGCACUUUUAUUAACUAUACUCACAUGAGUGGGUAUUUAAAUGAGAGACCAAGCUAGAUUAAAACAAGUAUUAACUCAAGCACAUAAUCUAUGCUACUUGCAGUUUUCUGUGUGCAAACUGCAUUUCAUCAUAUGCAAUACACAUAACAAAGAGGAGCAUACACAUCAUUUACAGUUUAUAUACUGGUAGUUUCUAACAAAGAAAGUCCAAGAAUUGACUUUGAUUUUAUUAAAUUUCUUUGUAAAUUAAUAUACUGCAACACUUUCCCUUUAAGGGGUCCGUAAACACCAAAAUUUCAGAUCUUUGAAUGGGGAAAAUAAAACAAUAAUAAUAAUAAAUUGUUUUAUCUUCCAAAGCAUUUUAAAGGGAGCAAUGGAUGUAAGCAUCUUUUAUUGGUGGGGGGAUUAGGGGUAUAGGUUGAUUAAUUACACAUAUAUAGUCAGUAUACCUUUGGAAGAGAAAUUUGUAAAAGACUAAUUUUCUAAUUUUUAAACAAUACAUUAGCACUGCCAUGUGUAAAAAUGGAUUUUUAAAUGUUAGUUGCAAAUAUUGUUACAAGUUUGCCCGUCCUGUUUUUUAAAGCAGACUGCAUGGGAAAUAUUUUUGGGCGAAUAAGCCACUAUGUAAUGUUGUUGCCGUUGCAUUGCAUUCUCGUUGACCAACAAUAUUAUAAUGUAAGGAAGGCUGGAGUAGGAUAAUGCAUGUUGUAUUAAUUCAAGGUAGGCAUUAACGUAAAUGCUAGAAAAUAGUCAUUUAUUUAUAUAUAUAUAUAUAUAUAUAUAUAUAUAUAUAUAUAUAUAUAUAUAUAUAAAAUUUUUGUUAAGAAAAUACAAAUACAUGUGAAAGACUGUUUGAGGCAGUGCCUCUGAAAAGAUUUUUUUUUUUGUCUUUUUCAUAUCACAUCAAAUAGUCUGAAUGCAGUACUGUCUGACUAGAAGGGCUUCUAUCUCCCCUGUCACAGUAAUAUUGUGCAGAGAACAGUUAACAAGAAUUUUGUAUUGAUAAUUUUAUAUUUGAAUACCUAGCUCCAUAUGUUUUACAUCAAGUACACAAUGCAAGAAUUAGAUUUAUAUAACAGCAAUAUUCUUUGAUAGUUGUUAGCAAUGGUCAUCAGGGACAAAUUAAAAAUCUAAUUUAGCAAUAAAAUGUUUGGCCUUUGUUUUGCUAACAGUUACUAAUAGAAUAAUGGUAAAAGGGCCAAAAGGAAAAAUAUGUUAAAAAAAAGGAUAAAUGAUAAAAAGGUCAGUUUAAUUGGAAACACUAUUGGAUCCCCAUCAGUUAUCUGCAUUUGUAUGAUACAGAAUGACCUUACAGUAUAUGUCCAAUUUAGUCAAAUCAGACUGGCUUUGGAAAUGUAUGUUUUAAUAUUUUUCUUGUAAAAUGAUCAAUUUGAUCAUAUGUUUACAACUGGGAACCCAACCAUUUUUGUGCACAGUUAAAUAUAAAUACCUAAGAGAACUGAAUAUAUUAAGCAAGCUGGUCUUUGCUUUCUUACACAUUAUUUGUAUGCACCUCACAAACAUUAAAUUUCACUUAGAAAUUAACAUUGUAAGAUGUUUCUUGGUGAAUGUUUUAGUAAACACUUUGUUUUCUAACCAAAAGCAAAACAAAAAAUUUUGUAAAUACAAUUUAUUGAAAUGUAAAUUUUUUU